Messenger RNA from Lodderomyces oxycetoniae, 996 nucleotides. RefSeq names its product tRNA 1-methyladenosine methyltransferase subunit. Gene Ontology annotation, biological process: tRNA methylation. The record is from RefSeq and is a predicted model, not a curated record. The transcript has a single exon. Gene Ontology annotation, molecular function: tRNA (adenine(58)-N1)-methyltransferase activity. Lineage: Eukaryota; Fungi; Ascomycota; Pichiomycetes; Serinales; Debaryomycetaceae. Gene Ontology annotation, cellular component: tRNA (m1A) methyltransferase complex; nucleus. The coding region runs from base 1 to 996 and encodes 331 amino acids.
AUGUCAUUCUUCGAGUACAAAACGCAUAUAGAGAAAGGGGACCUUGUCCUUGCCUUUAUAAACAGAACUACUAUCAAACCUAUAUAUAUUAAAACGGGAGAGAUUCUACAGACCAAAUAUGGGCACUAUCUACAUGAUUCGAUGAUUGGAAUGCCAUAUGGGUCGCAAAUGUCAGGUGCAAAAGGUUAUGGUUUUAUCUACCUAUUGUUUCCAACGCCGGAAAUGUGGACAUUGUCGUUGCCACAUAGAACGCAAAUUGUAUACACUCCAGAUUCCUCAUAUAUACUACAGCGGUUGAAUGUAAAACCAGGGUCGAGAGUAAUUGAAGCUGGAACGGGCUCUGCAUCAUUCACGCAUGCGUUUGCACGAACAGUUGGGCUUUCGGGCCACGUUUUCACGUACGAGUUCCACGAGAAUAGAUAUAUAGAAGCGAAAAAGGAGUUGGAACUUCAUGGUUUGGUGAAUACCACUAUAGCAUAUCGUGAUGUUUGUAACGAUGGAUUAGAUAUUGAAAAUUUGGACAUUCAAGGCGACGUUGUGUUUUUGGACUUACCGUCGCCAUGGAGUGCUAUACCGCAUCUAAACUCCGUGAUAUCGAGCAAGAAAAGAGUAGGUAUCUGUUGUUUUUCUCCGUGCAUUGAGCAAGUGACAAAAACUAUAACAGCAUUGGAAGAGAAUGGAUGGUUAAAUAUAGAAAUGGUCGAAGUAGGGGCACUUAGAUGGGAAGCAAGAAAACGAAUGAAAAGAAGUGUAAGCAGCGCUAUCAGUCGAAUCAAAGAUAUACAAGAAAGAAAGAAACAAGGCAUUGAGAGUUUUAAAAAUGGUGAGAAACCACAAAAACUUGCCAAAGUUGAUGAUGAGGGAUUCUUGUCGGCGAAAAAAAGUGCCAGGGUGAAAGAAGGAGACGAUGGAUACGAGUGGUUGGACGUAACGAAACCAGAAUCUGAAAUCAAGAGUCACACAUCAUACCUAACAUUUGCUCACAAGUUGAAUUAA